AUGGAGAUCCAGUUGCCUGAGGUGCCGUUGUUGAGAAUCUUCUCCUUUCUGGAUGUAUUCAGCUUGCUACAGGUUUCCAAAGUGAACAAGUCCUGGAAGAAAGUUGCAGAGACUGAAUCCCUGUGGAGAAAACUGUGUCUGAAAAAAUGGAGCUUCUGCAGUUUCACUCAGCUUCAGGGCACACAGACAUGGAAGAACUUUUUUCUCUGCCUAACGAGACAGGAGCGCCAGAUGGCCUUGGCACAGCCACAGGACUUUAACCUCAAAGUAAAAAGGGGCAAAAUCGGAGUCAUAGGACCUAUGGCUUACCUCUCAGGCAAUGGCCACACAAUGGAUGAACAGGAAAAGUCAAUUUUGUGCGCCGUGUCAUCCAACCAGAGACUGCUUGCCUGGGACGUGCAGGAGGGUGUUAUAAUCUGGGCAAGCCCGGUCCAAAGGUCUCCGUUCUUGAAUAUCGUAACUCUCCCUCAUAUGCAUCUUGCAUUCACUGUGAAUAUGGAGGGAAUCAUCAAAAUGUGGAAUUGUCGGGACAAAGAGGAUUUGGGUACUCUCAAACUGCCCAAUUGCUGUUUUUCCUUGGAUGUUGGUGCUACUGUGGAGCGCUCGUUCCUGGUGGUGGGCAGCCUUAGUGGUGACAUCUACACAUUUACUGUGCCUGAGUUAAAGGAAGUUUCAAAAAUAAAAGCAUUUCAAUAUAGUGUUGAUUUUCUGAACUUCUCUUCUGACAAGAAAUGGCUGUUUGCAGAUGGAACCCAACAAGGCACAUUGCCAACAAUAUUUUUGACAGAGUGCUUACUGAACCCAGCAAGAAACCAGGUUCCUGCAAUUCUCUCAGUCCCAUAUUCAUCAUGCUGCAAAGCCACCUGGGCCCCAAGGAGACCAAACAGGAUCAUAGUGAUGUUCCGAAAAGACUCGGUCAAUGCAAUAGGGUUUAUCACCUUUGACAUAACAGCUGAGAGGACUGAAGGCAAAAUAGUCAUUACAGCAAGUCAGAUCGCAAGUUUCCGGCUGCCAGCUCACAUGGAGAUUCCUAUGUGGAUGGGAGUUGGUGACGGGAGCACAAUUGCUUUUGAGAGCGGAUCCUCCCUGUUCCUUUUCACCAUCAAUGGCCUCCAAGUACAACAAUUCGAGCAUCACCAGAAGAACAUUGGCUGCAUAUGGACGGACUCUGUCCAUGUGCUCACCACAGCCAUGGAUGACUCUUUGCACAUGUACAUGUGGGAAGAAGGAGACAGUCAUCCAUAUCUCAAGAGCUGCUUUCAUCUGCAAUAUAAGGACACUGUUGGUUGUGCACCAAACUGCUAUAUCUCCAGAGCCAUCUGUGAUAAUGUGAGCAUAGUGUACGCGGUGUCAAAAGUCCGUGAAUCCAGCUUGCUGUUGAUGUAUUCCUUGAAAAAGAACAAUGAAAAUUAA
Molecule: messenger RNA, 1413 nt
Organism: Sorex fumeus (smoky shrew)
Lineage: Eukaryota; Metazoa; Chordata; Mammalia; Eulipotyphla; Soricidae
Gene: FBXW12
Product: F-box and WD repeat domain containing 12
Exons: 10
Coding region: 1-1413 (470 amino acids)
Molecular function (GO): protein binding
Source: RefSeq, a predicted model, not a curated record